This is a messenger RNA of Salvelinus namaycush (lake trout), 852 nucleotides long. RefSeq names its product apolipoprotein C-II (gene apoc2). Gene Ontology annotation, biological process: lipid metabolic process; lipid transport. NCBI's taxonomy places the organism in Eukaryota, Metazoa, Chordata, Actinopteri, Salmoniformes, Salmonidae. Gene Ontology annotation, cellular component: chylomicron. Bases 194 to 532 code for a protein of 112 amino acids. The record is from RefSeq and is a predicted model, not a curated record. The transcript is spliced from 5 exons. Gene Ontology annotation, molecular function: enzyme activator activity.
ACACAUCCCCACUCAUAUAUAUAUAUAUAUAUAUACAGGCUAGCUCACCGCCGCCUCUCAGCUACUGCCUGCUAUUCAUUCCUGUCACCCAGUACGGAGAGGAGAAACAGAUUAUUUUCCUGCUGUGAGAAACUGGUCACAGUAAGAUCCUGCAUCUGUAUGUGGUCUGCUGCAUCAUAAUCUGAGUGACAUCAUGAACAAGCUUCUGGUCAUCACUGUGCUCGUCACUCUUCUGGGCCUCAAUGCUCAGGACCUCCGUCUGCCUAGGCAAGCUGAGGAGGGUAUGCCUGAGGAACCGGUCGCUGAUGUUGCCGAGGCUGAUGGAGAGCAGGGAACCCUGGAAAAGCUGACCAGCGCCGUCAAGAGCUACUACGAAACAUCCAUCAGCACCGCCUCUAGCUGGCUGGACAGCAUCAAGGGCUUGAAGCUGGAGGAGAAGGCCAAGAAUGCCUUUGUUGACACCAGCAUGGCGGUGAGCACCUACUCUGGCAUCCUGCAGGACCAGUUCUACCACAUCUUAUACCAACAGUAAAGACCCUUCCUUGUUUCCCUCUAUGUCCCCAACGUCCUCAAAAUGCCUUGGUGAGGAUAGCGUCGCAGCUGUGGGCCCCUACUCUGUCAUCCUGGAGCCUCCGAUCAGCUUCACCAGACCUCCAACCCUCGGUGACGUCCCCCUGGAGUCUGUGUAGAUUGAAAUGCAGUAUUAUUUAAUGUCAACAUUUUACAUUUUAGUCAUUUAGCAGAUGCUCUUAUCCAGAGCGACUUACAAUUAGUGCAUUCAUCUGUUGUUGUUUUUUAUGUCAACGUAUCUUGUAAUAAAAACAUGCGUUUGUAGAAAACCAGUAAACCCUA